UCCAUGUGGUUUUGUUUACGAAUGUCAGGAUGGUCGUGGCAGCCGAUGGAUUAAAGCCAUAUCUGUAUGGUGAUGAACCCCUGCAUGAGAGAUUGCAGCUCGCUAAGAAGGCUUUCUUGGCCCCCAUAGAUGUGUCUCCCCUCCAGAAAGAAGAUCUGGUUAUAACAUGGCUCUCCGGGCUGCUCACGUCAAAGGUAUUUACCCUGAGCCCAGAGGAGGUGGUGGAGGCCUGGGCAACAAUGGAAGCUAUCCUGGGGUCAAAACGGUUAAAGGCACUUUGCAACAGCCGGUGGUUAUGCCCACUGAAUGAUUCCUUCAUUGAUACUCUGGUGAACCUCGUGAGUAGCAGCUAUGAAGAUGGCCCACAGCCGAGUGCCGUCAGGGUGUGUUGGGCCAUCAUGUCCAACCCAAUCCUUGCCCCAGUGAUAGCGCGCAACACUGCCCACUGCCUUGCGCUGGCACAGGGCCUUGCCAGUUGGAUCCUGAAAGGCCACAGGAGUGAUGAGGACAUAGAGCUCGCACAGAAGGUUAUCAGGGAGCUUGAGAUGAGCCUGAGAAGUCAGCUAGAUCGCAAGUAUGGAAUGAACUCUGUAAUGGAACACUUACUUCUCCCUAUGGCCAGAUUAGCUGCAGCAUUCAAGGAGGAUGAAAAUCAGAAUAUGAAAAUGCUGGUUAUCAAUUACAGAAUGACUGUGACAGUGAAUCUCUUUGAGAAUGAGCUCAUGCAAGAUUAUAAAAUGAGUUUAGAAGCGCUGUUUACCAAGGAAAGUGAAGCUGUCAUACCAAAGCAAAUAAAGACAUUCUUUGCUGCUCUCAUUUCAGCCAUUGAAAAUGAACCUGUGGAAGUGGCCAGCUGUAUGAUAUCAGAUGUGUUCAGUCAGUUCAUUUACAAGUAUCAGAAUCAACAAAAGCUCCAUUUCCAACUUUUAGUAGUGUUAUGCUACUUGAUUGGAGUAUCUCCAUCAAAGAGUAGUGGCUCUCAUGUUGUAGCAGACAGCUUUGCAAAACUUAAAAUCAAACCACCAGACAUAAAUCAGGCAAAGACAGAGAGAAUUUUGCUAAGCUUGCUAGAAGUUGUGGAGUCCAAAGCACUGGACCUGUCCUCGAAGCUGGGCAUGGACACAUUAAAGGCCUGGCUGGGCAAACUGGUGUAUAAGCAGUUACUUCAUCCUCAAGCCUCUGCUUCAGGUUUCAAAUGCUUCAGCAUCCUGAUAGCCAUUUUGCCACAGAUCGUUGCUAACAUGGUAAUAAAGAAGUACAACCUUCUUUAUGCAAGCACAGAGAAAGAACAGACAGAGACUUCCAGCACAGACCCCACUUGCUCCAAAGAGGCCAUGUAUCUGGCCUUUGAAGACCUUGUCUGUGAAAUCUUGAAAGUAUAUGAUCAGCUGAGAGACAUUCCAGGAUUGAUUAACGGAAUACUGCAAGGCAUCACAAACAAACAGUCAGUCCUAAGCGGAAAGGCAGUAGUACCUGAGUCCAUAAUCAUUUACAAGGGAAAUCUGCUUAUCCCUCCCAGGUUUAUGAUGUCUUUCAAUAAAGUAAUCAGCAGCCUCAGUCACAAUCAGAUUCUGCUUGUAUGGAAAAGCAUACAUACUUUUUUGACUGACACAAAGCCAGGUCUUGUUAAUGGGUCAGAUAAGUUUGGAGGAUGCAGUGAGGUUCGAAGUGCAAUACUGUGGCUUUAUUCCUGCAUUCUGAUGGCCAGUCCAAUCAUGCAGGCCAUAACAGUUGCAGGGUUUGCACCAUCAAUUGCUGACAUGAUGAAGAGGAGUGCCCUUGAGGUGGUCAAGCCAUUUGUAGAGUCCAUGCUGACUCUUCCUCACGAUAAUAACUUGUGCAGUAGUGUCUUAGUCCUGUGUCACUCAUGGGGUGAAGUUCACAUGAACCUCAUGUCUGUGGAUUUUGGGUACUCAGAAGUUCCUGAAGUGCCUCGGAUUCAUUCACCCAAAAAGAGCAAACCAACCGACUUCUCAUACCUUUUCCCAUUCAUUUCAAGCGAUAACUGGGCACAAAUUUCUGCUAGGGUGGCCAACUUUGGAAACAAACCCACACAGCUGGCACUGGUUCAGCUGGUCAUUCAGAAAUUUAGCAGAGCUGCAGCAGAACACAGUAGCAACCUGGAGAAAGAGGGACAGAGCAAAAAGACACAGGCUAAGGCUAUGGAAGGGUUGGCUAAGUACCUGGUCAAUGCCCUGGAGACUUGGGGGGCACCUAUCACCCAGAUGAUGACCUUUCACCUGACCUACAUCCUGCCUUUCAUCAGUGAAGCUCACCUCCCAUCCAUGGCCAAACAUUUGGUUAGUGGCAUUAUAGAAGAUCAGGAAGAGUGGAAAGUGUAUGUCAAGAGUGAUCACUUUCUCGAAGCCAGCUCUCUCCACCCUCAUGUGCUGUUGGAGAUCUUUUCUCUCUUGAUAACCCUGUCAGGUUCAGGCAAAAGAAAACAUUCAGAAUCAGAGAGUGAAGAAAGUACCACCAAGAAUUACUUCACAAAAUUGCUGAAGAGACUUAAAGAAGUUUGCCUAAAAAUGUCAACACUACAGUUCACAAUGUAUGAAGCAGAGAAGUGGGAAAUACUGGUGCGGUGUGGGGGCCCGUUGAAAAAGCUCCUUGGAAGUGGGGGCUCGGCCAGAUGCAAUCGCAUUAGCUCCAAAGAAAUUGCUAUCAUGGUUGAUCUCAUUAGUAGUUUGCCUCUUGCUCAUCUCAGGGAAGGCUCACAAGCUCUGAUAUUGAUGGCUCUCUUUGCCAUCUUGGUACAGGAAGUACACUUUGAAAGAGAAGAGAAUAUUUUAGCCAUCUUGGAUGCUAUUAAUAUAUCACUCUGUUCUCCAUGCAAAAUUGAAAUGUUGGGCAUAAUAAAUGUGGAUUCAUUACUUUCAUGGCUGGUUAAGAAGAGGCUAUCCCUUCCUGUUUUUGUUGUGCCAGAGCAUAUGCUCAAUUUAGCCCUGCCAUACAUGAAAUUUGGAAGAGGGAAAAAAUUCCCCAGGGAGUCUUCUAAAAACGAUGAAUACAAGAGAUCCGUUGCUUUUGAUCAUCUUCUGAUUACCCUUUUGAAAGUUCAAACUGUUGAAUUUGACCUUGGUACCCUGGCAGAACAAAUUACAAGUAUGGCUGCAACAGCUUCUGAUGAGGAACCAUUCCUACACAUUGCUGUGAUGCUAAUGUCAGCAUGCUUCAAGAAAAAGAAGGAACCCUUCAAGUCAACACUGCUGUCCCUAUCAGACUGGAUCUUGAAGAUGCACAACUCGGAUCUGGCCACAACAACACCCGUUACAGCAGCAUGUAUUCUGACUGGCCAUGCUGUCACUGUAGUCACAAAAAUGAGACAUUUAAUGGCUAAGCAGAAAAAAAGACAAUGGGCAUUGAAAAAGAAAGAGAAAGGAGAAGUGGAAGAGCCACAAGAAGAGGAAGAACUACCAGAAGAAGAGCCAGUAGAAGAAGAAGAGCCACUGGACGAUGAGCCACCAGAAGAGGAAGGGCCGUCAGAGGGAAAGCCAAAAGAACAGGAAAAGCCACCAGAAGAGGUAGAGACCCAGCCACAGGAGCCUGAAAGAUGGCAGAAAUUGCUUGGGUGUUCCUUAGAACUGGCUUCCCUCUGCCUUACAAGUGGGGAUGAGGAGCUGAAGGAAUAUGCCUUAACUUUCCUGAAUGUUGUAUCCAAGUACGGAGCAACGUUAAAACAGCAUGUACCUAAUCUUCUCUUUAUUGUAUGGAAGGCUCUUUCAUACCCAAAAUGCAUCUCUGACAACACAAGCAUCUUACAAGGUUCAAACAUCUCUCUGGCCCCAUUGUUUUCUAGUGCCACACCAGAGGAGUACGGGAAUUUGCUUCAAGACCUACUUAAAAGAACUCAGGGUGAAAAUUUGAUUAAUGCAUUCAUGCUCUGGAAAAUAGUCAUCAACUCCAAAUCCAAUGACCACACCAAACGACUCAAAUCCAUGGCCAUGGAGAACUUAGUUUACAUACUCAUUGAUUUGGUGUCAGCCCACAGUGCAGACAAGGAUUCUGUGAGCCCUAUCUUGGUGCCCACGUUAGAACACCUCAAGAAAGUGGUUAGCUCUUCGGUCAAGAUUGGCCCCCAUAUCAGAGUUCUGGGUCUCAUCCCAUGCACCACUAUUCAUCUAAGCACACUCCCUGCUGAGGAAUUUAAGAAGGUAUUUACUGCUACAGUAGAUAUUCUCAACAACUUUGUCGUUCACCGGAAAGUGCUCAUAAGUGAACGCAUACCUACACUUCUGGCAGCCAUCACACAUCUCACAAAGUCUGUCAUUGCUCAAGCCAGUCAAGAACGCAACUUAACACAAGACCAAAUUGAUAUAAUGGUUCAUUGCAUCACAUUAGUGGAGCGUGUAGUACAGGAGUUAAACCACUUCACUGAGAAGUUAAGACGAGUUGUUCACUUCACUGUUGGGAGCAUUGUUAAAAGCCUUCAACAAACUACUAUAUACCCUGCUGUUAAGACCAUACUGGAAAAUAUCAUCUAUUGCCUGAUGGAUCUUAGUGACACCUAUUGCAUGCAGCACCUAUUAGUAGCCAUGCCUCCAGCCAACACAGAAUUGCUGAAGCACCUCCACAGAAAUUACCACUCCUUCCAUCGGUUCCACCCAUUCCAAAAGUCAGGGGAAAAGAGAUUCUAAUAUUUGUGGAUGUAUGGGCUACUGUUUCUCAUGCAAAUUUUGUCUAGCACCAGUAUACAUUUUUUUAAAAAUUCUAAUGUAUAAAUAAAUAUGUACAUAUUUCUUCAAGAAUGGGAAUAUAGGUAUUUUAACAGUGACCAACAUUGUUAGACUGUUUAAUUUAUAAUUUAUAUUUUUUAUGAAACUUUCAUAAUCUGUCUUUUUUGGCUUGUACAGUCUUGUGAUACAUGGAUGAAUUACAAUAUAUUAGCACACAUGUUCUUUGACUGCUCAUGUGGUGACACAAAUAAAUUGAUAUUCAUAGAAACUG
This is a messenger RNA of Penaeus monodon (black tiger shrimp), 4947 nucleotides long. RefSeq lists its product as uncharacterized. Gene Ontology annotation, biological process: ribosome biogenesis. The transcript has 14 exons. Bases 30 to 4637 code for a protein of 1535 amino acids. NCBI's taxonomy places the organism in Eukaryota, Metazoa, Arthropoda, Malacostraca, Decapoda, Penaeidae. Gene Ontology annotation, cellular component: nucleolus. The record is from RefSeq and is a predicted model, not a curated record.